AUGUCCGAGGCCAUGCGGCAUCCGGCUGGCGUAGCGACGAUUUCGAAGAAUCGAUCCCCGAUUUGUCCUGGUCCGAUGUUGUCAUGUUCACGUCUUCGUCUUGUUCACGACGCACCAGCGACCUCCCUCGUGCGACACCCGUACGCCGUAUUCUUCCCCGCCAGUGAGGCGGAGGCACCCUGCAAGAGUCUUGGCAUCAUGGCGCUCGCCGAGGAGGAGAAGGAGGAGGAGAGUCCUUCCUGCGUGGAGGGCCCCCCGCUUGGCUGUGCGCGAGCGUCCUUUCUGUUAUGCAGGCUGGAGCCCUAG
Molecule: messenger RNA, 306 nt
Organism: Prorocentrum cordatum
Lineage: Eukaryota; Dinophyceae; Prorocentrales; Prorocentraceae
Source: the annotation of a GenBank genome assembly